ACAUUAUGGCAGUAAUAACUAUAAAAGUGGCACUAUUUAUUUACUUAUUUUAUCAUGUAAUUAUAGACAAACAUUUUUUUAUCGGUGCAGUGACAAGAUAUCGAGCUCGUCAGAGAGUUCUUUUAUCGUAAAAGAGUUAUCAUAAAUAGUCAAAAGGAAACGAUAACAUUUCACGCGAUCUGUAGUGACAGGAUAUAAAGAGCUCUUCGGAGAGUUUAUGUAACAGAAAAGAUUUAUUCCACAUUGCCAAAGAAACCAUAUUGAAAAGAAACGAAAUCUUGUAGAGAUAUUUUUUUUUUUUUAAUGUAUUAGAGUAUCGUAUAAUACAAAAGAAAAGAAAGAAGAGAAAGAUACAAAAAAAAUGAAACAAUGUACAGGUAAAUUUAUAACACAUUUACUCUUAAAAGAAAACAGUAAAUCGUACAUUUCGACUGUAUGAGCCUUCAUAAGUCCAGAGCAAGAGUUACCGCAUCGCGUGUGAAAUGAAAAAUUCGAAAGAAUUAAAAGCGCAAUCGAGCUAAUUCAUUAAAGUGGCAACAUUUGCGAAACUUAAUAGAAACUAAAAAUCAUAUAAUACACAACGCUAAAAUUAUUAUACGGGCUAAUAUUUAACAAAAUCAUAUUCCGAGGAUCAUAUCCUGUUUCAGCAUUUACCCUUUUUCUGCUUUAAAAAUUAGAUAAGUGUAUGUGCAAACGUAGGUAGGUCUGAAAAAAGUAUGAAAAAGAGAUGCAGAGCAAUGUAGAAAGUUUCUCUAAGGGUGCGUCCGCAGGGGAGACGCUAUUAGCGCUAUUUGCAUCAGUCCAACCUUGUUUUACAUCUAAUGAACGAUAAAGAUAGAGUAACACAAAUAGCGCUAAUAGCAUCUCCCCGAACGCACCCUGAGAAUCCGGAAUAUCCUCGCGUUAACUUCGGUUGGCAUUUGUGCGACUACAUGUAUGCGGAACGUUUCCAGAAGUUAAUAACACAUUCCACGUCGAUUUAGGACAAGGGGUUGAUGCAUAGAUAACCUCGAUAAACUGAGAUCCUAAGACGCCACGAGGAAACAGAUGACAGAUGAUAGAUAAUUAAACUCCUAUUAUCCGCGGCGCGUUAUGGAGAGAGAUGGCCGCUUAUCAUCGCGAUAUAAACAGGUGUAUCAUCGGCGCGCGCGGCACACACUAAGCAUCACGACGUUACUCAUGACGGACAGCGUACGGUUACGGUGAGCUUCCGCGGGCCGGCCGCUCUGUUUUCGCCACGAGUAAGAGACAUUGGUUGACGGCUGACGAGCCGUUGCGCAAAUUACCCGCGAAAAUCUCGACGGAUCCGCGCGAAUUAAGCGAGUCAACACCUUCCGCCAGCGUGACGGCGUUGAAGUAGACGGAACAAGUGGGAAGUCCAGUCGAAUAUAAAAAGAAACGCACGCAGCACGUGGUGGAAACGCUCUUUCGAAGAUGCCUCGCUUCACGAUUCGUCGUCGAAGAACUGGAAGGCUGACAUUUGCAUGAAAUGCAAAUUCCGAUGUGACGAGACAUCGCGGGAAACAGCCAGUGACGAAAACGACCAAAGGAUAAAGGAUUAUUCCACAUAACUACGAGGUGCCAUGAAAAAACGAACAGGUACAAAAGAGGAGGAGGAGGGGCAUCUGGAAGGCAUCAAGCAACGACGGAACCACCAGAUUAAUGUAGCUGUGUUACAACUCUGCUGCUACGCAUCUGAACCGACUGUUCUGAGGGUCAGAAGAAGCGCGCAGCUCCGAGAAGAAAACUCACUCGACGGACAAUAAUCCAAGAAACCGCCAUGGAAACGCACGGGAACGUUGACAUCAACCGAAUCCAGAAAAUCAUGCUCGACAAACUGGAAUUGGAAUUCAAGCGUUGCGAUCGUGGAAAUAUAUUUGCACCAGGCUGGUGUCCCGAGAUUUGGGACGAUAUACUAUGUUGGAACUCGACGGCACCUGGGCAACUGGUCGUUCAGCAAUGCCCCUCUUACAUCGUGGGUUUCGACUCUCAUGCAUUCGCUUCGAAGCAAUGCAUGCCUAAUGGUGAAUGGUACUGGAACGACAAGACCCACAGUACAUGGAGCAACUUCAGCCAAUGCUUUCCAGAAUCCAUGGUCACUGUCCUGAACAUAACGGACGUCGCGAACAACGCCACUCUCAUUGGGAAAUACUUCCCGAUCGUGAAGACCAUCUCGAAACUCGGCUACUCAAUCUCCCUGUUCACUCUCAUCAUCGCGUUUUGCAUUUUGGCCACUAUUAAUUUGUCUCCCAUCGGACGUAGGAAAUUGCGAUGCCCACGGAAUAUAUUGCACAUGCACCUGUUCGUCUCGUUCGUGAUGCGAGCGUUCAUGGCACUACUGAAGGACAUGCUCUUCGUGUCCGGUAUCGGACUGGCGGAUGCCGUGAUCAAAGUCAACGAGGACUUCUGGGUGCUUGACGAGAAGGAGAGCAAUUGGCAAUGCAAGAUGUUCACCAGUCUGUGGCAGUAUUUUAUCCUUGCGAACUACUCCUGGAUCUUGAUGGAAGGUAUAUAUCUACACAAUCUGGUCUUCUUCGCGCUCUUCACCGAUGCCAACUCGAGCAUCAUAGGCUACGUCGUUUUCGGAUGGGGUUUGCCAGCUAUAUUUAUCUUACCCUGGGUAGUUACGAGGAUCAUAUUCCAGGAUACGUAUUGUUGGACAACCAACGAGAAGCCUCUCUUGUUCCUCUUCAUACGGGUGCCUACGAUGCUCUCUAUUUUGAUAAAUUUCGUGCUCUUCAUCAACAUCGUGAGAGUGCUGCUGGUGAAACUCAAGUCCACCAUGUCGGAGGAAACAGAAAGAUACAAGCGAUGGGCUAGGAGCACAUUAGUUCUGGUGCCGCUGUUUGGCGUUCACUAUGCAUUCUUUAUUGGGAUGUCGUACAGCAUCGGCGUAAACGAGACCGUAGAGAUUGUGUGGCUCUUCUGCGACCAGCUGUUCGCGUCAUUCCAGGGCUUCUUCGUGGCGGUGCUGUAUUGCUUCCUGAACGGCGAGGUGCGGGCCGAGGUGUCGAGGACGCUUCGCGGUAUUAAGUGGUCGCGCGGGAUCCGUUGGGGCCCGAGGACGUCGAUGCAUUCGGUCAGCACGUGCAGCUACAACAACGUCGCGAAAACCAGCGGUCGUCGGAACUCGACGAAAAGGCCCCGUUGGUGGAAGUCGCGCUGGAAGGCGCCGUGUCUUUACCAGGAACGCGCUAUUCGUCGGUCUACCCACUCGAUGGCGAGUACACAAGAUGUUAGAACGAGAGGAGGUAGUUUAGCGAGCAGCCGGGACUAUCUAGAGACGGUCGGUAACGGCCAGCCGCUGCCGAAACAGCCGACGACGCAGGAUCAUCAGGCUCAUCAUAUAUCACCCCUGUGCAGCAACUACACGGAUCAAUCACUGCUAUCCUUCUGCUCGGUGUCGGAUGCGUCGGGACCGAACGUCGACAGAAUUCGCGACCAACGAUGGAGCGACUCUGAAUGCUGUCACCUCGCAUACGAGUUGCACAAUCUGCAGCCGCGACGCGGACAUCCGUGAUAACCCCGCAUUUCACGGCAGGAAGAAAAAAGAAAUGCAUGUCGCAAUUGUUCCAUAAACAUUCAACGCGCGUUCAAACGAAUGCAAAUGCCGUCCUCCAAAACGGAAGGGAAAAAAUUAAGAGGAUUUCUAAAGAUCCUGUUGUAAAUUCUCGAAAAAGCAAAGAGGAUAGAGAAGAAUGACAAACAAGGUCUCUAUAUUCUUUCGCGCAUUUUCUUCCUCUGUCGCGUCUUAUUGUUAGCGGUAAAACAGAGACUGAGCUUUUUUCUUUUAACUCUCCCUGAUGAAAAUUUGUCUUAGAAUUCUUCAUAUAAUUUUUCAGAAUUUUUCUAUAAAUUUUAGAAUUUUUCAAAAUUUCUGUAUAAUCUUAUAAGCUUUUAAAAAAGUCUUCGAAUUUUUUUAAUUUAAACUGAAACCUUUUUUGGAAGUACUAAAAAAGUCUGCAUCUUUUCUAUAAUUUUUUACGUGCCUAAACUCUAAAAUAUUCUGAGAUUUAAGAUUUUUUAUUCAAUAAUUUCCGAAAAAAAUCUAUAAAUUUGGAAACGUUAAAAAGUUUUUUCAGAAAUCUUCACAAAUUUAAUAUAUGAGAAAUUUUCAAAAAAAAGUAUGAGAAAUUAUGAGAUUUUUUUCACCAGGGCUAUCAUCUCUUUUACAGGGAUUCCGUGUUAUUCGCGCAGCUGUCCGUGUCGUAAAUCUUAAUUCAUGCGAGUUUAUGUGUAUGAUAAUAUAUACAGACAGUGUUCGAUAUUUUAAUACUUUUAGAGAUUCAUACAUAGAAAGAAUGAUUUUUUUGCUGAAGUAUUUAAAAAUUUAUCUAAAUGUAGAUCUAAAAAUAAUUUUAUUAUACCAUUAAAAUUAUACCAUGAAGGAUACUUAAGUGUGGUCACAAUAUAAUACUGCAAAAAAAAGUUUGACAUUCUAAUAACUAGUUUGAGCGUCUUACAAAAUUAUUUUAGAAUUCAACAAAAUUAUUUUCAGAUCUGUAUCUAGCUAAAUUUUUAGAUAUUUCGGCAAAAGAACUAUGUAGGAAAGUUGAACUUUCAACAGUUUCUUAUCGACGUAUCAGUGUUUCAAAAUGCGACGCGUAAUUCGUAAUUUAUACCUGAGCCAGGUUCACUGAAAAUACUGAACUGCUAAAUGCUCUGCUAUUCGCAACAAUUUCCAUGCAUACAUAAUAGUAUAAAUAAAAGCUGCUCGAACUUUGAUACGGUCAUACCGCCGCGCAUCACAAGUCUGUUAUCAGCAAUCCUAUUUGCAGCUACGGUGCACUGCGAACAUCGCAUAAACAUUAGGACGCUUUUACGAAUAUACCUCAUUUAAAUGCUGUGAAAGUUCUAUUUUUACACGCGGUGGAAUGUAGGCUCGGGAUACACACAGUCAUUUUCUUCAUUCGUUAUUUAGCGUGAAAAAGUAUCAGUAUUUCUAUUUUUUAAGCGUGCAACAAUAUCGUGAUUGAAAGUCUUGUCCAACAAAUCCUAGCUCUUAAGACUACUAAAUAUGAUUUAAAAAAUCAUAUGUAUAUGAGAUGAUAAAUGUUGGCAAAUUUCUUAUUAAGGAAAGCAUCGAUAGCGCUGCCUAUCGUGAGGAGUGUUAUCAAUUUUAAGAUAAGAGCGUUUCGCUUCGAAAAUAAAUGUUAAACAUUUUACCUCGUAAGCUCUCUCACUACGUGUGUGUAAAUGUGUUUAUAUUUGUAUCGAGAUCGACUACACAAAUAUUUGAUGUACAACUAACAUAAUCAAUUUAAUGUAUAUAAUGAUGAUAUAUAUUAAAAUGAAAAAAAGAAUGAA
This is a messenger RNA of Solenopsis invicta (red fire ant), 5307 nucleotides long. RefSeq names its product secretin receptor. The coding region runs from base 1781 to 3520 and encodes 579 amino acids. Gene Ontology annotation, molecular function: peptide hormone binding; G protein-coupled peptide receptor activity. NCBI's taxonomy places the organism in Eukaryota, Metazoa, Arthropoda, Insecta, Hymenoptera, Formicidae. Gene Ontology annotation, cellular component: plasma membrane. Gene Ontology annotation, biological process: cell surface receptor signaling pathway; adenylate cyclase-modulating G protein-coupled receptor signaling pathway. The record is from RefSeq and is a predicted model, not a curated record. The transcript has 16 exons.